Dipodomys spectabilis (banner-tailed kangaroo rat) is the source of this 348-nucleotide messenger RNA. RefSeq names its product glycoprotein Xg-like. The record is from RefSeq and is a predicted model, not a curated record. The transcript is spliced from 6 exons. NCBI's taxonomy places the organism in Eukaryota, Metazoa, Chordata, Mammalia, Rodentia, Heteromyidae. The coding region runs from base 1 to 348 and encodes 115 amino acids.
AUGCCCACGUACACCGUCAAUACCCUGGGCCAGGCAGACUUUGACCUCGCCGACGCCCUGGAUGACCCCGAUCCCACCCCGAAGCCCAUCUCGGAUGAACAUCUACCUCCCGACGCCAGCCUCAACCCCAGCCCCAACCCCCGCCAGGCACAGGAGGGACCCGGAUGUAAGGACCCGGAUGUGGAGGCCGAGCUCCCAGGGCUGCGUCUCUCCUCCUCCUCCACCCCAGGUGCUGGCGACGAACACGUGAUCCACGGAGACCCUCCAGGCACGCUGGCCUGCCUCGUGUCCCCUGUUGUGUCCGUGGUGGUCGUGGCCCUAGUGAGCACCGCCAUCACCUACUUCUAA